UUCCAUGCGACAACUCGCGUCGCUCCUAACGCAAGAACUCUUGCCAGCUUGGAUGGGUUGGUCAUGUCUACUACACCUGCAUCCCAUCUCUACAAAGAGAUUCGACUAGACCUCGAACAAUUUCAGCGCCAUAGUACGAUUGCGAUAACCCUACCUUCAUCGAACGCGGCCUCAUUUCUCUCGCGAUCUCAACACAAGCGCACUAUCUUGAACGAGAACUUUGUGGAACAGGAUGAGAAUGCUUUUGCUCGAAGGCAUCUGGCAAGCGAAGGCUCUGUCUUCUUUCGAUCCUUGAACAAAUAUCCUCGGAGUUUUCUAUGGCGCUUGCUGGACGAUCGCAAAGUAUUGGAAAUUCGGUCAGUUGACCCUACUAGAGACAUAAGCAGAGCCAAGAGUAGAGAAAAAGAAGGAACGCAUCCUGAAGCAUUCUUGACGUUCCUUUUGGCCUUUCCUACUGCGAUCAAGCCAUUCGGAAUCGCAUUGGCGGAUUUGGAAGAUCGCGAUGCAAUCGCAGUUUUUGCAAUCACAACUUCGAAUGAGAUAUACACAAUCACGCUUGCAAAGACGUUCUUCUCAAAACCAGAGGCUUCGGAGCAAGACCCUUCCGAGUGGUGCAAAAUCCAUACCCCGACUAGCUUUAGCUUUCGGUAUCCGUAUCGCUUAGUUGCAGUCAGCGCCCUGGAGCUCUGGGUAUCACUACACGAUGGAGGACUACUACGGCUGACGCGAAAGCCUGGAGACGACGGCACCGUGUGGGUUGAAACACCAUUUGGCGAAAAGGGCUGGGGAUCUUCCUUUCGAGGAUUAAUACCGUGGAAGAGCGAGAGCACCAUCAAAUUUGGCACCCAUGAUCUGAUCGGCAACUCUGCCGCUGAUCUUGCGGUGUCGCCAGACAAGGACCACCUGUGGACUGUCUGCCUGAAUCACACGCUGAAAGCGUGGAACCUGAACACGGGUAAGGUUGGCGUCCAGGCAGAUCUGCUCGACGAAGAUCUCAAAGAACUGCAAAAGACGGGACAGUACAUGUUUGGAGCAACUCAACCGCAGCUUCUCCAGGUCAUCUCUGUCCCCGCACCACAAGGCAGUGACCUGUACUAUGUGGUAACAUACUCUCCUAAGCAACAUCGAUUCAAAUUCUGGGGCGUGAUGAAUGCAGACAACCCAGAACUGGGCCUCCGGGACAUUCAACCAGAGUUCAGCUUCAUACCGCCUGUUGAUGAACUCAUGAAUACGACUGUCUGGAAUCUGGAGGAGUUCCACGUUGAAGCGUCUACUGGAUGGCUAAACGCUCGGAUCUGGAUCCGAGCUAGAUCCGGCCCAAGCAGCAAGGCAUACACAACUACAUUCAAUCUAUUCGCUCCAUCUAGAGAGCUACAGGAAAGUUGGCAUGAUGAGUGGGCGACUGUCGAUCCUGGCCCAUUGACAGCAUCGAAUCUCAGGCUGAACCCUACCAUUCCGUCGAAUGCGGCAUCAAAACACUUGAACUCGACGUUUGGCUGCUCAGAUCGGUGGACAGACUUCCUGUUGUUUCCUGGACGCUACUCAUUGCCAACCCUGGAGACAGCGCUUUGCAUCUAUCGAUCUGGUAUCGCUCAUUCCGACUCAGGCAAUGGAAGCUCUAAUGUCAAGCACCCCCUGAAAGAACGCAUGUGUCGAGCUGUAGCUUCAGCAGUCACUUUCAAGAAAGACGUUGAAGGUACAUCCGAUUAUGCAACGUUCGAGCACGACCUGGACUUGCAAUGGCACACUUUCUUCGAUCUUGUGCAGGACCUACAUAAACGCAGGGGAGAGUGUCUUAGACUCUCGUACGAUACAGCGACUUCAUCGCCCUGGCUAGUACUCUCUGACUACGUCGCACCAAUUCGGUUGAAUAGCAAGGUUGAAAUCCUCAUUGAAAACACACGACUAUUACGUCUAGCUAGCGAAUCUCGCAAGCCUCCUCCGGACUCUCUCAAUAGCGCCUUGGACGAUGUGGACUCUAUAAGGAUGUCAAUGCUCCUUGCUGCAGCCGCAAGAUUUCGCAGAAGGCUCCCGGCCCAAUUUCAGUCGCGUCUCAGGACUGCAGUGGACAGAGAGGUUCACGAACAGCCGUUUCUCUCUAUCACUGAGAGGCUACAGGCUUUUGAGGCGUUGUGUGAGCUCGACCCAGAGAUCAACGACGAUGAUGCGUUGCAGCUUGAGCAAAGCCUGUCUUUCUUAGGAGAUCAGAAGCCUGAAUUCUACAGCCAAGUUCUUACUCUAUUCUCAGAAAGCCAAACAGGAGAGCUUCGGGGCAAAGCAGUCAAUCAGACUGGGAUGAAGCUACUUCUCCGUGUUUCUCAGGAGAUGGUAGAAACGCAGAUCGAAAUUCUCCUGGACCUUCUUGUACUCACAAUGUACAUGGCCUACUACUGGGAACCGGAAGAUAUUCCUGGCUUCGAUGCCAACUAUGUAUUUGCCUCGAUCCUGACCAUUUUUCGCGAGCACGUUUUGCUGAGAUGGCUCUAUAAGACUACAAUCGUGGACCCAUCUUCGAACGCGGUCGAGUCCAAUCUGAUGUGGUUGCAGAUGAGUUCAGGUGCUUUCGACAUCCGCAUACCACCCGGUGACCCUCUUCAACACAUAUCGUAUUGGGCACGUGUGUGGACGUUUGACCCCUUUGGUACCUUUGAGUUCACAGACCUCACGGAAGAUGUCAUGGUGCAAUUGCUCCGCGCUAAGCAGUAUGAUCACGCUGCGACUUUUCAGAAGUUCUUGGGAUGUUCCCCCUGGUCGUUCUACUUGCGGGGAAAACUUUUACUUUCGGCUGGAAGCUACACGCUGGCGGCGGUUAACUUCAAGAAAGCUGCCCCUGGUCUUUCUAAUCAACAGCUUAGUAUUGGAACAUUUGAUCGCAUGGGCAUGAUUCCUGUCAGUGAUCGCGGUCUGUUCUGUCACGGUAUGCUCCAGUUCACAGCGCAUCUCAUGAACCUUUUCGAGGCUGCUAAGGCCUAUUCCUUUGUUGUCGACUUUGCGAAGAUUGCACUGCAACAACCGCCCGUUCUACCAACUAAUGAUACUCACGGUGACCGAGCUGGAAUCUUAUCAAGACUCUUUACUGCAUCAAUCAAGACAUCUUGCUUUGAAGAUGCUUACUCUGCCCUUGUGCGGCAGAAAGAUCCUGCACUGCGCAAAGCGAAUUUGACUACACUUGUCACAAGUAUGACAACGCAAAGUCAAUCCGCUGCGCUUCUACGCCUUCCGCUCGCUACAUUAUCCACAGAGGUCGAUACAGUCUUAGAAAGCCUAUGCCAUAAGACGCUCAAUAUUUCAAGCGGACCGCCUUACCAUAAAAUUCUGUACGCAUAUCGUAUCUCUCGCGAUGACUUCCGCGGCGCAGCAUCAAUUCUUUACGAACGACUUCAGCGAUUGCAAUCAUCGUCUACUUCCACCGAUGAAGCUCUGACUCAGGGCUACCUCAUCCUCAUAAACACCCUUGCAUCGGUCAGUCCCGACCAGGCAUGGAUAUUUGCCGAGGGCAAGGUGGAAGACGGCGGCAUUUUUGGUGGUGGCUCAGCCCGGUUAGGCAAGGCGAGGGAGGCGCCAAAGAGGAGAAUUCUGACCCUCGAUGACAUACGGAGAGAGUAUGAGGCUGAACUGGAUCGCCAGAGUGCGCUGGAAAACGGGCGUUUCGCGUUUGGCGAGGAACCCGAGCCCAUGGAAUUGAUGUAAUUGGUGUACUUGUACGUAUAGAUAGCAGCAUCGCGGCAGCAUGGCGUUCAGCGGUGGUACUGAAAAGCAAAGAUCGCGAAAUAGGGGGAGAGCGCUUGUUGUUCUGGGAACAGAGUAAUACAAGAUUCAUUGCCUUCUGGGCUUAUACUGAUAUAGAGUAAGGGAUGGACUACCUCAUUCAACUGCACUGGUGGUGCUCUCAAGCUCACAACGAGACGGGGCCUGUUGUACUAUAGUCGUUGACGUUGACGUCGUGCUUGUAAACACUAUGCCAACAAAUCUUCAGACGACCCGCUGUCUACCCAUGUGCCAAAGUGGUGGCGGUAGUGGUGGUGAAUGACGACCCCGACAACCAUUGGCCUCACGAGGCCCCCUCUUACAGAAGAGGUAAUUCAUAGAUU
Molecule: messenger RNA, 4091 nt
Organism: Pseudovirgaria hyperparasitica
Lineage: Eukaryota; Fungi; Ascomycota; Dothideomycetes; Acrospermales; Acrospermaceae
Exons: 2
Coding region: 64-3690 (1208 amino acids)
Cellular component (GO): nuclear pore
Molecular function (GO): structural constituent of nuclear pore
Source: RefSeq, a predicted model, not a curated record